Acinonyx jubatus (cheetah) is the source of this 2259-nucleotide messenger RNA. RefSeq lists its product as uncharacterized. Gene Ontology annotation, molecular function: nucleic acid binding; RNA-DNA hybrid ribonuclease activity. Lineage: Eukaryota; Metazoa; Chordata; Mammalia; Carnivora; Felidae. Bases 1 to 2259 code for a protein of 752 amino acids. The transcript is spliced from 4 exons. The record is from RefSeq and is a predicted model, not a curated record. Gene Ontology annotation, biological process: virion assembly.
AUGGGUCGUCCUGAGACCGAUCGGAUACAGAUGGGCCUAUCUCAAAGCACUCCCCUUUCUCUCCUCGUUGCUAACUUCAGGGAUGUUAGAACCAGAGGACAGAAUUUGAGUCUAGACAUCCGGAGGGGAAAAUUAAUAACCCUCUGCCGCUCCAAAUGGCCAACCUUCGGCGUUGGAUGGCCAACCGAAGGAACUUUUUGCCUCCCUAUAAUCGCUAAGGUGAAGUCAAAGAUUUUUCUACCGGGUCGCGAGGGGCACCCGGAUCAGAUUCCCUACAUUCUUGUAUGGCAGAAUUUAGUGGAAAAUCCACCCCCUUGGUUGGCCCCCUUCCUAUCCUCGGGAACGUGUAAGGUCCUUGCCAUACGGCCUGCAGAUCCCCCAAAAUCAAGGACGCCAGCCGCGCCCUUGUAUCCCAUAUUGCCCAAUAGUCAGGACCUACUAUCCCUAAAUCCUCCACCCUAUCAUCCCCCUCCGCUCGUACCCCAGGCCCUGCCCGCAGCAGCCGCCCCACCAGUCACCCCGCUAGUUGCCCCCCUAGGGGAACCGGGAGGACAGGAAGCGGCAGCUGCGCCGGAACCAGGAGGACAGGAGGCAGCAGCCGCGCAGGGCCCCAUUGAAAAUGAAACCAACCGCGAGAGGCCAGCCAUCCGAACCUGCGGACGCACCCAGCGUGAGCCAAACCCUCGCCUCCCUGACUCCACUGUGGCCCUACCCCUGCAGGAAAUAGGACCCCCAGAUGAAACAGGCAACCCCCGACUCCAGUAUUGGCCCUUUUCCACCAGUGACCUUUACAACUGGAAAACACAGAACGCUCGAUUCUCUGAUAACCCUAAAGACCUAAUAGCUCUUUUAGACAGUGUCAUGUUCACCCACCAGCCCACCUGGGACGACUGUCAGCAGCUCCUCUGCAUCCUGUUCACUACAGAGGAGCAAGAGAGGAUCCAAUUAGAAGCAAGAAAGCUGGUUCCCGGAGACGACGGUCAGCCGACAUCUAACCCUGACCUCAUUAAUGCGGCUCUCCCCCUAACCAGACCUCCACAGGACGAAUGGGACUACAACACGGCAGAAGCUGCCAAGACACCCGAAGCCUGCAUCCAGGGAACCGAAGGUCUCCUGCGAACUCUGGGAACCUUAGGCUACCGCGCCUCAGCAAAGAAGGCUCAGAUCUGCAAGUCAGAGGGACUGCUGUUGAACCCCCUCAGGGUCAUCUUCACCCCCUCAACGGCCCUGAACCCAGCAUCACUGCUGCCAGACCCGGACAUGGGAACCCCACUUCAUGACUGCGCCGACAUACUGGCUCAAGUUUAUGGGGUCCGGGAGGACUUGCAGGACCAACCAUUAUCGGAUGCGGACGCCAUCUGGUUCACCAAUGGAAGCAGCUUCGUUCACCAGGGACAAAGGUAUGCAGGGGCGGCCGUAACUUCAGAAACCGAGGUGGUUUGGGCAGAAGCCCUACCCCCCGGAACCUCGGCCCAGAAGGCUGAACUAAUAGCCUUAACCCAGGCCCUAAAAUUAGGAAGAGACCGCAAGCUAACCGUGUACACUGAUAGCCGAUAUGCCUUUGCCACUGCUCAUGUACAUGGGGCGAUAUACAGAGAACGGGGGCUCCUCACAGCUGAAGGGAAAGACAUCAAAAAUAAAGAAGAGAUUCUAGCCCUGCUAGCAGCCUUAUGGGAACCCAAAAAGCUAGCGAUUGUGCAUUGCUCAGGACACCAGAAGACAACCGACCCAGUUUCCCGGGGCAACAAUUUGGCCGAUCAGACUGCAAAAAACAUAGCUCGGCCCCCAGCGCAAUUACUGACCCUACAGCUGCCAGACCCUGGACCCCGGGAAUUGCCCCCCAGCCCUGAGUAUUCAGAAAGCGACAUUCAAUGGAUGAGUAAACUUCCUAUGACCCGAAUCAAAGAUGGCUGGUGGAGAGACUCCAAAAGCAGCAUUAUACUCCCAGAUAAACUAGGAUGGCAAGUUCUAGAGCGGAUCCAUUGCAGCACCCACUUAGGUUCCCGGCGAAUGUUGGACUUACUGAGACAGACUGGACUAAAAAUCAGAAAUGUCUCUGAUAAAGUCGAUCAAGUAGUCACUAAAUGUACAGUGUGCCAACUCAACAAUGCGAGUAGCAAUCCUCAGACAACAGGGGUAAGACAAAGAGGGAGCAGACCGGGGACCUAUAGAGAAGUAGAUUUCACUGAGGUAAAACCAGGAAAAUAUGGACAUAAGUAUUUGCUAGUUUUUUGUAGAUACCUUUUCAGGAUGGACUGA